Messenger RNA from Mesocricetus auratus (golden hamster), 6355 nucleotides. RefSeq names its product coiled-coil and C2 domain containing 2B (gene Cc2d2b). Gene Ontology annotation, cellular component: ciliary transition zone. Gene Ontology annotation, biological process: non-motile cilium assembly; protein localization to ciliary transition zone. Bases 369 to 4670 code for a protein of 1433 amino acids. The transcript is spliced from 36 exons. The record is from RefSeq and is a predicted model, not a curated record. NCBI's taxonomy places the organism in Eukaryota, Metazoa, Chordata, Mammalia, Rodentia, Cricetidae.
CAGCGCUCAGAACACUUCCUGAGACCUGGACCGCAUCGCGCAUGCGUGGGCGUUGGAGGCUGCUCAGGAUCUGCCUUCACUUCCCAGGCACAUCAAAAGAGCAGUGUCCUUCAGGAGAAUGUCCUGCUGUCCCUUAAGAUCCCCACGAUGGUCCCUUGCUCUGUGAGGAAUCCUGGGCCUGGGACAACACAGAACCGCACCACCUGCCAACCAUCCCAUUGGGAAUGAAAGGUUGAGCAUUUCCCAGCUUUGAGCAUCCUAACUCAACUCAAAGAAAUCUGGAAGAACGUGACUUAAGAAACAACUUUCAAAACCUUUGUGUCGUAUGACAGUAGAUUCACUGAGAAAGCGAAAGUAAAAGAGUCAUCAUGAAAAAGAUCUCAAAGAGAAGAGAAGAAAUCUUUAAAAAGAUGUCAGAAGCAGCGUACAGCAGUACAGAAGAAACAGCAGACAGGCAUCUCUCAAAAGAUACAGAGGAAAAUCGAAACAUCACAGAGACACUGAGAGACAAAGUAAGAGGAAAACUAAAAAAUGCUAAGAUCAGUCAAGGUGAAAAGUCCUCCGCUCAGCUGCUCACUGAUAUAAAGAUUCACCAAUGGUCUAAGACUGAAGUCUUGCUGGAUGAAGGUCUUUCAUUUUUCAUCCUGAGUGGGGAAGAAGAUUCAGCUGUGAGCCGGUCUGCACAGCAGAAAUCAGUAAGUGAUAGUUACUUCAAACCCUCUGCAUUUGGUGGUAGUUUACAAACUGUUGCUGAGGGCCAAGAUGAGGAUUUUGUGGAAGAAGUAAUUUUAAUGGAUUUAUUUGAAGUGAAAGCUGCGGAAUAUGAGGAUGAUCAGGAACAGAUGAAAAAACAGAAGGCAAUUGUUUUUGUGCCAAGUAGUUCUCCAGUGGCCAACCAGCUUAAACUGCCAAAAGGCAUGAUGCCUCGCAUUUUAGAAGACGAAGGAUUCUACGUUAAGAAAAAGCCAAAGGCAUGUAAAAAGAUCUGCAACAAAAUGGAAAACCGCCUGCUCAUCCUACAGGAGGGAAAACGUUGGUUUGAGGAAAGUGGAGAAAUAAUGUCCUUGCCAUCACCUAUUAGACAGUCUUGGAAUUUUAGGAUCCGCAUGAGCAAGGAAUCUUUGAAUCCAGCACUAAAGACUAUACCCAGGAAGGCAGUGAAAUCCGACCUGGAAUGCUGUUUUAGAAGCAGAAUGGAUGGUCAAAGAGAAAUGUACCAAUUAGAUCUUAACAUCGUGGGCUUGCAGUUCAGCCAUCACCCGCUCUUCAAUCAAGAACAAGUCCUGUGUGCCAGGCUGCUCCAGCUCUGUGAGUCUUUCCAGGACAGGCAGAAGCAGGGUUUAACUCAGCUGCUCUAUGAGAAGCUGAAAGCUCUGACAGAGACUACCAAACUAGCCAGAAAAAAAACGGAAAUAAGCCAGCUUACCAGAGAAUCAUUACAAGAUUAUUACUGGCAGAUAAGUGAUACAAGACGGCUGUAUCAUGCAGAAAGGGCAAAAGACCACUCCCUUCUGCACAGAAUUCUACAGACUUGGAAACAGAUGAAAUCUCUCAGGCAAAAGCAAGGAUUUACAAGCACCCCAGUAAAGCUGCAGUUUCACAGGAUAAAAAUGAACACUUGGGAUGAUCAGAACCAAGCAGGAACGUCAGGAGUAUCAGGGGAAGAGAGUGAAGAAACGCUAUUUCGGAAUGAAGGCACACAGGAGAGACUCCCCUAUUCAGCUUCAGACCUUGAAGGAGUGGAUAUGGAGAGAAUAAAGCCAAUGACACUGGUGCCACAACUUUCCUUCACAGCAGAGUUAACAAAUGUAUCCAAGUGUUCACUAGCUGAGCAAAGGAGGAGAGCCAAAAUUCAAAAGCUUAAAUAUUUUAUCAAAAUAUUUUAUAAUGAUAAGCAGGUUUCCUGUACAUCUGUAUCUCCCCUACAGUGUGAUUUUAAAGUCAUGUUUCAACAGAUUUUUAACAUUCAACUAUUAUAUUGGCCUGAAACAAUUUGCUUGGAGGUUUAUGAAGUAAGUAAAAGGACAAGUUUACUGGUUAAACUAUAUCUGCCUUUACCUAACAAGACAGAGCUGAAAGACAAGACUGUCCUGGAAUAUACAGAAUUUAGUUCUGAUAAACUGGCCAUACCCAUGGAUGGAGGCGUAGGAAGCAAUGUGCCUUUUAAUCUCGAGGGAAGUGAGAAUGAAGAAGUUUGUCUUUUAACCUCAGGAAAACUUAGCUAUUCCCUCUCAUGGGCUUUAGAUGAAAAUGGAAUCCCUCUGACACCGGUGUCACAGUCAUUGCGAUCUGCAUACUGUAGUGUAUUAAGGAAUGUCGAUGCCAGAGGUGUUCCUGGACUCCCGUGGCCCGUGAACUCACAAAAGCUUUGUGACUGGGCAGAUGACAUCAGGAUUGAUCCAAAUAACCCAGAGUAUUCAGAUAUAACAGAACUUAUUAUGUAUUUGAGACACAAAGGUCAGGAGAUCCCAAAAUAUUUCCGUCUUGAGCAGUUGCAAGAUGAAUUUAACUUUGUGUCUGAGGAAGAAAUGAAAAGGAGCAAACGAUUCCAGCUAUUGCAGCUGAGAAACGCGGGCCAACUUGACCCCUUCCUUCUGCAGCAGAUGCCCCUCUACGACAAAGAGAUUCCAGACAUAGUCUUCCAGGAGUACGAAAGUCAGGCUCAGAAGGACAUGUCCAUUUCAGAUGUGAAUUCUAUCACUGCACAAAGGAUUAAUUCUGUAAAUUUUCUGAGAAAGGUGAGAAGUUUGAUAAUGAAAAGAAUCAUCAAAGUCAGCAAAUUUAACUUGUCAGAUAUUGUGGCUGACUAUGAAGAAAUUGUAUCUACAAGCCAGUUGACGGAUGUAAUUUGUAAGUUCAUUGAACCACGAAGGAAGUUAAAGCCUCAGAGGAAAGAAAGAAGAAAAGUCACAGCACAGACUGUCUCUGAUGGAGAUAUCAAGAUUCUGGUCAGGAUCCUGAGGGCCUACAACAUUCCUAUCAGAAAAAAAAUAUCUUCUAGGACUUUGGGUAUGCCUCCUUACUCAAGGUUACCCAUGGCUUGCCGCAGACAUCAAGAAGCAAUGAAAGUCAGAGCCUCAAAUGACUUCUUCAAUGAGGAUACUGUGCACCCUUUCAUAGAAGUUUCUUUCCAACACAUUGUAUAUCAGACUAACACUGCGAGCGGAUCCCAUCCGUGCUGGAAUGAAGAAAUCAAAGUAGAUUUCAUCUCACCAGGACAUGACUACAGCUUCUCUAGUUUAUCGAAAAUAAAGGAUAAUAUACAUAUCAAUGUUUUUGAUGAAGUGCUAAUUGAAAAACAUGAGGACCAUUGUCUCAAGAGCUGCAGUGCUCACACUUACAUACAAAAGAACUGGCUGGGCUCCAUCAGUUUCCCCUUCUCAGCCCUUCUGCAACAGUCUGAGAUUAGCGGAACAUUUCAAGUGAACAUCCCGCCCAUUUUGCUUGGGUACACCUGGAGUAACACUUACGUCCCUCCUAGAGAAGACUGCAGUGGACAGAACCCGAAAGAAUGUACCUUCCUAAAUAUUUUUGCUACAAUUGAACCUCAGAUAUCAUAUAUCACAUUCAAUCCGAAACUAGAUGAGUUUUCAGAUCAAAUAGACAUUUUGCAGCGAGCACAGACUUUUACCAGGAACUGUAAGGCCAUGUUUCCCAACCGAAGAGUCGUGACCACUGUUUUUAACAGUGAAGGGAUGCAGGUCUUUGUCACAAGAUACAUCAAGGCGUUGAAUCCACCACAGCAACUCCUAGAUAUAUUUCUUCAUGACUCCAAUGCGACCCUUGACCUCAUCGCACGAUUUGUAUCUUUGAUUCCUUUCACGACAGAAACGUCGGAUGACAAUGAUGGUUUUGACAUAUGGAUGACAUCAGAGUACUGCAUUAGUUUGGCUAUUGGAAGUAAGGAAGAACAUGCCAUACUCCUCUGUAAUUUCUUUCUGUACUUUGGAAAGAAGGCGCUGGUGCUACUGGGGACCUCAGUCCUAGAAGGGCAUGUGGCUUAUGUACUGACCCAAGAAACUGGAGAGUCUUUGCUUUGGAAUCCAUCAACAGGGCAAUGUCAUAAACAGUUUGACCCAUUUUGCCCCUUGCAAAGUGUGGAUUGUCUGUUCAAUGAUAGAAAUGUCUGGUUUAAUAUUCAACAAAAUAAUACACCAAUGGCCGUACAUUUUGACUAUUCAAAAGAAAGCUUCUGGAAACAGUUGCUGCCAAAAGACUUUCAGGGGAUAAAAGCCCAAAGUGUGCAGCCUGAAGAAAUAGUUUACUGUGAUACUAAUAAAGGCAUGGUAGAAGAUCUGAAGAGCAGGAUGGAAAGGACACUGAAAUGUAAAAUGAUGGAAUGGCGACCUAAGCACCCAACGCGAUGGAAUCGGCAGUGCACUUCUGUUUUGCGACAAAUCCUUCCUAAGUUAGAGUUUUACACGGGAAGUUUUGCCUCAUUUGAAGACAGUGAGUUAGAAAGGCUGCUACAGUUUUAUUGGGUCACAGGAUUUCCCAUCCAGAUGCCCUACACAGAUGUCCAGUCAGUCAUUGAUGCUGUCUACCAGACUGGAGUUCACUCUUCUGAAUUUCCCCAGACAGAAUUUGCUUUAGCGGUGUACAUUCAUCCAUACCCCAACAACAUAUUAUCUGUGUGGGUCUAUUUGGCUUCCUUAGCCCGAUGUCAGUGAAAGGGAAGAAGGGAAAAGGCAAAGAGUACUAUGCUCUCUAGAUCCAAGUUUUCCUGUCAUCUGGAGAUUCUGCUGCUUAUUUUCAAGUUCACCAGUGCUGGGCAUAAUUUGGAUUCCUGAGUAGAGUUGGGAACUAUGGAAACCACAUUAGCAUCCCUCCGUAGGCUUUGAGGAGUUGUCUAGAUACCUCCAUACCAACACACCUCUUCUGGGAGACCCUUGGCAGUUUGGCUGCUUUGUGAACCACAGUUUAUACAGUAGAUCUCAUUCUGGAAAAGAAGCAUUGAUGGCCGGUUCCCGAAGGUCACUGCGGCUCAAUCAUGGAGGUCUCAUCAGAGCCAUCCUGAGAGGCUUAUUAAGAGCAGAGAUUCCCAGAUCCACCCAUGACUUCCUGAAUCAGAACCACUGAGAGGAAAGCAGCAUUGUUUUCAAAGACCUCCCAGGCAACCUCGAUUCUCUGUUGAGUGACAGCUUGCCCUUACAGAAUGCUGUCAGUACUAAUGAGACAUGGGUACCUUUGAUGCUCAUUCUGGUACAAUUCCAGGUAAAAAUUCCUCAGAGGGAACUCUGAGGUCAUGUUCUAGUCUGAAAGGCUCCAGAUGUAAGAAAAGCCUGUUUCAGUUUGAGUCCAAGGGCCAGAAAAGAUCCAUGUCCCAGCUUAAAGAAAUUAAGCAAGAGUAAAUCCCUCUUACUCCCUUGAGGGAGGGUAGUCUUUUAAUUCUAACUUCCAGCUGACUGGAUGAGCACUACCCACAUUCAGAAGGGCAAUCUACUUUACUCAGUUUACCAAGUCAUAUUCUCCAGCCCAGCACGCCUUCACACGUAUAUCCAGAAUGCUUGAACAGUGGCUCUCCUAUAGCCCACUCAGGUAGAUAAUAACAAUCUAUGUUCAUUUUAACCAGAAGUAAAAAACAUAUGUCAAAUUUUAAUUUUGGAGCACUCACUGGUAAAUUACAUAUUGUAAAUAUAUGCAAAUUUUGGUUCCUAUUUUUGAGAAUAGCAUAAAAACUAUCCUUAACAUUCUACAUCAUAGUGGUUUGGAAACAUCAUUAGGAUCUUCUAUAUCAAGUUCACUACAGGUGUGUUCUAUCUCCUCAACCUCUCCAACUGCCCAGUGUCAAAUAUUUUAGAGAAAGAUGACAGGUGUCAAUGCAUUAAGACCAGUUAAUGAACUUAUACAGACUAAGUGGGAGAUGAAGGUGUUGUAGUAGUAGAGAUUGGGUGUGAAUAGUAGUCCCAGUGCCUUAAAUAGUACACAGGUCUAAAUUUGUACCAAGGAAACAAAUCAAGAACAGGGUCAAGGGCUUCUGGCUCCUAGUGCUUUGUACCCAAAAGAAUUCAGUGGAGCCUGAGAAGAAACCUGAAUGUUCACUAGACCAAAACAAAGUGCACAAUAUACCAUGGAGCAAAGUACCAUUUUACACACAAAAUGACGCAGGGGGGUCACAUUCAUGCGUUGAUACAAAGAACUGUAUUUCUGGGAAGGGACAACAAAAGACACAGCAGUAGUGGUGUCUCUGGGAAGAGGUGUCUCUGGAAGAGGUGCCCCUGGAAAGAAGUGGCAUCCAUGGAGAAAGGGACCUGCCUGUUAUUAUGCACUAUUUUAUACUGUUUCAAUGUUUUGCCUUUUGCAUGCAUUUAUUUAAGUUUUUUUCUUUUUAAUUAAAAAGAAUUUAACUUUUCAA